AUCAUCUGUUGUGGAGUGGAUGAAGAAUUCUAACCCGUCAACAACACCUUACACAUAUCACUCUCCUCUUCGUAGUGGAUUUAUGAAUACUGGAGAACCAUGUGAUGUAAAUGAGGAUCCACUUGUACAUGUAGAAGUUCAAAAUGAUGAGAACCAAGAUGACAAUGAGGAGAGAGAAGUGGAAGAUUAUGUGUUGGCGAAUGAACCAGUUAUUGUAAAAGAAGCAACGUUGCCCACAUAUGGCAAUGAACAAAAACAAGCAGAUGAUAUGAAUAAAUGUCCAAAUCCCAUUGAAGUGGAAAAUGAGCAAAGGCAAGCAACAGAUUUGCCGAAUGAUGAUGAAACUCGUGUGGAAGAGAGAGAUACCUGUGUACCAAUGGAUUCUAUAGCACAUGGUGAUGUAAUGGAGUCCAUCCCUAUAGUGGUGGAAGAUGAGUCUGAUAAGUCUAGUCAGAUUGGGCACGGGAUGAGAAUCAAGAAAAGGUCACUUGUUCUUAAAUCUCCGUUCACAAAUCCGGAGAAGAGAAGGAAGCUUCGCAAUGUAAAUGCAUUUGACCCAUUUCGAGAGCUAGAUCCGGCUAAGGCAGAUGACUUACAGAAUUGGUUGGUUAAUGCACCUGACAGUGGACAUGUGGACAUAAUGAUGUUCACGAAGCCAAAAAGUUUCUUUCUUGAAAUUCAGAAGCAAUUUGGAUGGCUCGAUAGUGAUGUAAGUACUUUAGCAUUCUAUAUUUUUCUCGUACUUCAUUUCAUUCUUAAACGGCUUUAUACAUCUACAACACAUUGACAUAGCGUUGUUGUUGAUGAGGGCACGAAUGCAUACAUAUCCUACUGUGUUCCCACAAGAUUGUGCAAUUUUGGAUUGUGCUUUUACUAACAUGUGCACCAAGAGGUUUGAAGAUUUUGAGCUGCAUAAGAAAGAAAAAAAUCCAGUAGAAGACUUUAAAUGGAUGAAAAAUAUGACAAGAUAUAUAUAUGGUAAAAAUCCAGAAUGGAGCAAGCGAUGGGAUUCUUGUACAUCGUUGUACAUUCCCUGCAAUGUAGAAAUGAAGCACUGGAUUGCACUUAAAGUGGACUUUGCCGAACGAACUAUAUAUGUAUAUGAUAGCAUGAAGAGUUUGACUCGUUUUGGAAAAUUGCAAAAAAUCAUGCAUCCAAUUGUGAAGGUGAUUCCUAGAAUGAUGAAGGAAAGUUUGUUAUUCGGGGAAAACUAUCCACACAAGCAGUUUCUAUGGCGUCGACAUGCAGACGCUCCACAACAAAACAAUGCGGGAGAUUGUGGGAUGUACGUUAUCAAGUUCAUAGAGCUUUUAUCGGCGGGAUUAGACGUGAAACUUAUAUCCGAUACUAUGAUUGACAGUUGGAGGAAGAAACUAGCCGCUGAAAUUUUUGCUAUGCAUUUCGAUCCAUAAUUGUUUUUUCAGUAUAUUUUGCACGUUUAUGUGGUUGGAAGAUUGAGAACUCUGAUGCUAUUUUUGUCUACAUGGUAGUUUUGAAAUGAUGUAGUUGGAAAACAUGUGCACGGAUGCUGAUUUUUGUCUAGUCAGUUUUGGAUGUUCAUCAAUCUUCCUAUGAAAUUUAUGGAUGUUGAUAUUGUGUACUCAGAUUUGGAUGCUGAUCA
This is a messenger RNA of Olea europaea var. sylvestris, 1621 nucleotides long. RefSeq lists its product as uncharacterized. The transcript is spliced from 3 exons. The coding region runs from base 20 to 787 and encodes 255 amino acids. Lineage: Eukaryota; Viridiplantae; Streptophyta; Magnoliopsida; Lamiales; Oleaceae. The record is from RefSeq and is a predicted model, not a curated record.